UGGGUCGCUGAGUAAAGGACAGAGGAAGGAGAGAAAAUGGAGUUAAAAGAGAAAACGGGGAUUCGAGAAGGGAUGGGGAGUACAGGGGAUCGAAAGAACCAGUAGGUUUAGAGAGAGGAGAGAGAAUGGGGGAUUCAGGGAAAAUGGGCAUGGGCCGAGGAGGGAAGAACUGGUGAGCAUUUUAGAGGGAGAAAUGCGAUUUAGAGGGAGAAAUGCUAUUUAGAGGAAGAAGGGUUUAGAGAGAGAAAGGGUGACGGUGGACGACCAUACCGCUGCAUGCGUGGUUUCGGCGCCUUAAAUGCAGCAUAAAACCAGGGAAACCAAAAGGAAGGAAGAGAGAGAGAGAGAGAGAGAGAGAUCGAUCUUCAAAAUCUGCCCCCCACGAAUCCCACGCCACCGCUGCGAUCGACCGACCGAUCGCCGAGUACUCUCCGCUCCAUUCUCUCUCUACCUCUCUCUCUCUAUCUAAAAGCCACAGAAGGCAAGUAUAGAGAGAGAGAGAGAGAGAGAGCGGUUUCCGCGGGGGACUGCCGAAUCGACGACCCCAGAAGGUGACAAACUCCCUCCCUCCCUCUGGUGGGCCGGCCAAAAGCAAACGCCCCUUACGUGAUCAGACCCCCUGGCGAUAGAGACCAUCUCUGUCCCACCCUUCCUUCAUUGUUUCGGGAUGCGAUCCUCGGCGAAUUGCCUGUCGGUGGGUGGCGGUCCGUGAGCUUCUCGCGCCAUGGAGUACAAUGCGGCGAUUCAGAUGUCCAGGCCCGGCUACCCCUCUCCCGUGGCCAUCGCCGACAGCUCACAGUUCCCACGAACGAGGCCUCAGGACGAUCGCGCCGGCGGCAUCGAAAGUGCAAUGUGGCAGAUGAGUCUGAGAUCGAGCGAGAUCGCGGAGGCGGGGCCAUACCCCGAGCGCCCCGGCGAGCAGGAUUGCGCCUACUACAUGCGGACCGGGCUAUGUAGGUUCGGGAUGACCUGCCGGUUCAAUCAUCCUCCCAAUCGAAAGUUGGCUGUUGCCGCUGCAAGAAUGAAAGGAGGGUACCCUGAGAGGAUUGGACAGCCAGAAUGCCAGUAUUACUUGAAGACGGGGACAUGCAAAUUUGGAGCAACAUGCAAGUUCCAUCACCCUCGGGAUAAAGCUGGGGUUGCUGGAAGAGUAUUACUAAAUGUUUUGGGUUAUCCACUCCGACCGAACGAGAAGGAGUGUGCUUACUACCUAAGAACUGGACAGUGUAAGUAUGGCGGCACUUGUAAAUUCCACCAUCCACAACCAAUCUCAUUGCGUGGAUCAGCUAUUUAUUCUCCCAUACAUUCUCCAACAACUCCUGGUCAGCAGUCUUAUCCCAGUGGACUGACAAACUGGCCAUUGUCGCGGGCGCCUUUUGUUGCAAGUCCCCGUUGGCAAGGUCCUGCAAGUUAUGCACAACUUAUUCUUCCUCAAGGAGUUGUUCCAGUUCCUGGCUGGAACACAUAUACUGGCCAGUUGAGUUCAAUGUCAUCUUCAGAUGGUCAACAACAAAAUUUAGGGACUGGUCAAUAUUAUGGGACUUCUCGUCAGAAUGACACAACCAAUGCAGGAGGUCAAGGAACCUUUUCUCCUUAUCGUUCUAGCUCCGUCCCAAUGGGGCUCUUUGCAUUGCAGAGGGAGAACAUAUUUCCUGAAAGACCUGACCAACCUGAAUGUCAAUUUUAUAUGAAGACUGGAGACUGCAAGUUCGGUGCUGUAUGUCGUUUUCAUCAUCCCAGGGAGAGGUUGAUACCUGCUCCCAACUGUGUCUUGAGUCCAAUGGGGCUUCCCUUACGUCCGGGGGAACCCUUAUGUACAUUCUAUUCUCAUUAUGGCAUCUGUAAAUUUGGCCCCACUUGCAAAUUUGACCAUCCCAUGAGUGCUGUUGCUUUCAGUCUGCCGACAUCAUCUUCUGAUGUUCCAGUUGUUCGUCGGUUAUUAGGAACAUCAUCGGGGACUCCAGUGUUGCCGUUGACAUCAGAAGUUUCUGGAGAAGUCAGUUCUGGAAAAUCUAGGCGGCUUCCACUGUCGGACACAAGGCAGAUGUCCUCUGGGGAUGAGAGCAUUGAAAAUGAGGGGACACACACUGCUUGAAGCAUUUGGUUUCCUUGAUCACCUGAUGACAAAGUUCUUCCACAAAUGGUUCAACCUUUUCAGUGAGCGAUUCAUUUUUUCCUUGGCCGAACUUCAGAUAAUCCUGAGGUUCACAACUGCACCCUGUAGACUUUCUCAUGUUACUUCAUUGAUCUGUUCUGGGUUACUCCAAACUUAUGGAGUACAAUGUUUUCUUGAUUCAAGAUGCUUGGGAAUUUUCCUUUCUAAGUCUACCUCUGUACUUCCAUUUCCACCUCUCGCAUGGUUGGUCUAGCAUUUCCAUGGUAAACUUCAUUCCAUUAUUGAGUUUCUAUCUUUUUGGCUCUCCUGAAAAUCAAACCUCAUAGGAAACUUCUUUUCAUCCUCUCUAUCCACUCUCCACCAACCAACAAACACCUCUCUCUCUCUCUGUCUCUCUCUCUCUCUCUCCAUCUAUCUAUAUAUAUUCUUGUCUGUAAUUUAUAUUACUUGUAGAUAGCUGCUCCAUCCUCAAAUUCUAUUGUUAAGUUGUUCCCAUCAGAUUGGAGGGUCCAGCUCAUUUCUUCAGUUAUAUUGGAGCUCUACCACAUGAUCUUUAUAUUUUGUCUUCUCUAUAAGAAACUUUGCUGUUGCAAUUAACCCCCAGUAAGAAUACAAUAAUUUGCUCUGAACAUGGAAAUGGGCCUACGAGAAGAAUUAGUCUGAUGGUGUAUGCGAAGGUUUUGAAGACAAAAUUUUCUUUGGCCGGCCCUCACCAAAAUGGAAGAGUGGGAGAGUCGGUUUAAAGGCUGAUAAAGACACUAAGUGCAGUUAUACCAUUGGUCAAUGAUUUAUAUUGUGGAAGUUCGGUGUACCAGGUAUCAUGAUGACUGUCUGAAGAACUGUUGUUUGAAUUUGCUGUCACAGAAAUAAUGAUAAAAAAUUGUUCUAUUCCA
This is a messenger RNA of Nymphaea colorata (pocket water lily), 3009 nucleotides long. Its product is annotated as zinc finger CCCH domain-containing protein ZFN-like. The record is from RefSeq and is a predicted model, not a curated record. Gene Ontology annotation, molecular function: metal ion binding; mRNA binding. The transcript has 8 exons. NCBI's taxonomy places the organism in Eukaryota, Viridiplantae, Streptophyta, Magnoliopsida, Nymphaeales, Nymphaeaceae. The coding region runs from base 725 to 2095 and encodes 456 amino acids.